AUGCCACAUCAGUGCCCAUCUGAGCUGCCUUUCAGUGCCACCUGUCAGUGCCAGUCAGUGCCACCUAUCAAUGCCAAUCAGUGCCACCUAUCAGUGCUGCCAACCAGAGCCACAUAUCAGUGCCAGUCAGUGAUUGCCAGUCAGUGCCACCUAUCAGUGCCAGUCAGUGCUACCUAUCAGUGCCAGUCAGUGCUGCCUAUCAGUGCCAUAUAUGAGUGCUGCCUUUCAGUGCCCAUCAGUGAUGCCUGUCAAUGCCCAUCAGUGCCACCUAUCAGUGCUGCCUAUUAGUGCUCAUCACUGCAGCCUCAUUUGCGCACAUCAGUGAAGGAGAAAAAUCACUUAUUUACAAAAUUUUAUAACACAAAAGAAAAACAUUUUUUUUUUUCAAAAAAUUUCAGUUGUUUUUGGUUUGUUUA
Messenger RNA from Staurois parvus, 416 nucleotides. The record is from the annotation of a GenBank genome assembly. Lineage: Eukaryota; Metazoa; Chordata; Amphibia; Anura; Ranidae.